This is a messenger RNA of Candoia aspera, 3068 nucleotides long. RefSeq names its product KLF transcription factor 6 (gene KLF6). The transcript is spliced from 4 exons. The record is from RefSeq and is a predicted model, not a curated record. Gene Ontology annotation, biological process: regulation of transcription by RNA polymerase II. Gene Ontology annotation, molecular function: DNA-binding transcription factor activity, RNA polymerase II-specific; RNA polymerase II cis-regulatory region sequence-specific DNA binding. NCBI's taxonomy places the organism in Eukaryota, Metazoa, Chordata, Lepidosauria, Squamata, Candoiidae. Bases 738 to 1589 code for a protein of 283 amino acids.
GGAGAGCUUUGAAAGGGAACUUUUGCAGCGGGUUACAUUUGCAGUCACCUCGGUGUUUGCAAAUAUUGAGUAGGCUUCUCAGCAACUAUCUUCUGGAGAGAGAGCGAGCCCCAGGAGUGGAAAGCAGGCUCGACAGCAGCGUUGGGGAGACUCUGCAAAAGCAAAACAAAAAGCGAACACCACCACCACAAAAGCCAACCAGCCAAAAAGCGAGGGGCAAAAGAGCCCUGAUAUAUUGCUGUGCAAUUAAACUUUGCAUGAAACUUUGCUUUUUUAUUAUUUAAAAAUAUAUACAUGUUAUAUAUAUAUAUAGAUAUAUAUAUAUAAGACUUCGUCUGAAAUACUGAACAGGAAUUUAAUAUAUAUCUAGCGGUAGAUUGCUAUUAUUAUUUUUUCCCUAAAGGUACUUUCUUCUGGGUAUAUAUAUAUAUAUAUAUAUAUAUACAUUUUUUUUUCGUGAUUUUUGUUUUGAUUUUGGUGGUCUUCUUUUCUCUGGAGGAGGAGGAGGAGGAAGUGAGACUUUGUAAAUAGCUGGUCGUCUUUCUGUCACCAUCACCUGCCGCCGCGAUUACAGCCGAGAGCCGCAGCCGAGACCUCCAUAGCGUUGCUCCGCUCUUCCCGUCCUGCUCUCGCCCUUCUCACCUGCGGAAAAAGACCCCGCGAUCGGACGCUGCCUUCGCGGAGGCUCCCUCCGGCAACUUUCUUCCCCACCCGUCCCCCCUCCCCCCACGAAAGGCAUGGAUGUACUUCCAAUGUGUAGCAUCUUUCAGGAACUCCAAAUUGUCCACGACACUGGUUACUUCUCCGCCUUGCCAUCUCUGGAGGAAUACUGGCAACAGACUUGCUUAGAGCUGGAGCGAUACCUGCAGAGUGAGCCCUGCUACGUGUCUGCCUCUGAGAUAAAAUUUGACAGUCAGGAGGAUUUGUGGACCAAAAUUAUUUUGGCACGAGAGAAAAAGGAGGAAUCUGAACUGAAGACAGCAAGUGCUCCAAAGGAGGACCACCUCAAUAGCCAGAGUUUAGAGACUAACAGUUUGAAUUCUGAUAUCAGUAGCGAAUCUUCAGACAGUUCCGAGGAACUUUCUCCUACAACAAAAUUUACCUCGGAUCUCAUAAGUGAUGUCUUAGGCUUGGCCAGUGCUGGAAACUUGAGUUCGUCUGUCACUUCUACUCCUCCUUCUUCCCCUGAACUGGGCAAGGAGCCAUCUUCUCAACCAUGGAAUUGUGCCCCCAGUGAGUUGCAUUCGCCUGGCAAAAUCCGUACUGGUGGAAAGACUGUUGAAAAGGGUACCCUGGUCAGUGGGGACGCCUCUCCUGAUGGGAGGAGGCGAGUUCAUCGGUGCCACUUCAAUGGGUGCAGGAAGGUUUAUACCAAAAGUUCACAUCUGAAAGCACAUCAGCGUACCCAUACAGGAGAAAAGCCUUACAGAUGUUCAUGGGAAGGUUGUGAGUGGCGUUUUGCAAGGAGUGAUGAGCUAACCAGACAUUUCAGAAAGCACACGGGUGCAAAACCUUUUAAAUGUAAUCACUGUGACAGGUGCUUCUCCAGGUCUGAUCAUUUGGCUCUUCACAUGAAGAGGCAUCUCUGAAUGAGUGGAGAGCUUGAAUCCUGUGGGCUAAGAGGCUUCGAGGUCAAGCUGGCCUUGGAAGAAGGGAUGCAUAUUCCAGCCAAAGCAUGCCAUUUUGCACCCUAACUCAGUUGCCUCCAGGCCCUCUCUUCCUUGGAAGGUCUUCAGAGGGCUGACAAGUCACGUAAGAAACGGCUGCAGUGACCAUAUGGUGCAGGUCUCCAGUCCUGGGGACCCAACCUUCCGAAUGGCUUCCGACACCUUCUGCCGUGAGCGCACUGAGAGUGUUAAUGAUUGGACGACUGUGUGUUAUGGAGGAUCUACUGGACGACUGUAUGCUGAGGCACAUUUUUAAAAAAAAUGAAAAAAAACAUUUGUUCCUUGUGGUUGUUUUAUAACCGUAAGAGAGAAAAGGUUGUCUGAACGUGGGAUUUUUUUAAUUUCUUUUUUUUUUUAAUUUCUUUUUUUAUGGGGGGCGCAUGUGAGGAGUGUUAUGUAAGAUGGAGGGAUGCUCAUCAUUUUGAUGGGGGAGGGGGAAAUGGUGUCUGCACCUUUUUCUUUUAUUUUGGUUUCUGAAGGGGGAGAUGGAAGGGAAGGAAGGAAAAUCAGGACAGAGAAAUGUAGGCAUGGGCCCCUAUCCUGUGUGAAAGGAGCUUUUGGUGUCUGGUCCAGCUAUUAAAUGUGCAAUGUCUCAAGUAGCUUGUUUGACUUGCUACGGAGUUCAUUUGUAAUCCAUUGUAUAAGCUGUGUAUUUACAAUAUAACACAACCUAUAACUUUUUUCAUUAUAAUACAAAGGUUAUUGCAUGGUUCUGGAGAACUAGAUGCUUUUCCAUUCUUUAAUCAGGACUGCCAUUUCUCUCUCUCUCUCUCUCUCUCUCUCAAUUCCAGUUAAAAGCUGCUGCAAUGCAAUUGGUUUAAUGUUACAUAACAUGCCAACCCCAAAUAGUGUUUUUUUUUCUUUAAUUAUUUUCUAUUUUGUCCUGUUGGGUGGAUAAAACCACUGUAAGUUAGAAAUGGAUAUUUAAAAAGAAAAACAACAAAAACUCAUGCAGCUGUUCCCCUCACCCCCUCCAACACCUUCCUUCUUCUCUUUUAUUUAUGCCUUGAAGUCUAAUUUCUGGUUUUCUACCUGUUAAUGCACUGUUGACCUUAAUAAUGGUGCCUUAUGCAAAUUGAACUUCUCUUUUGGGAGGUCUUAUACAGGGGUAUGAAUGAUAUAUGCUUUAUUAAGGCUCUCUUUUCACCUGACACUUGUACUGUAUCUAAUGUACAUUAUGAAGAGGUGGGAAGAACAUCAUCUGGUGUUCAGGGUGAUCCUCAGUGUUUCCAUGUAGAGAAGCCCCCAUAUAGACAUCUAUACUAAAACUUUCAUGGCAUAAUCCGACCAGUUCUAGCAACGAAUGCAUCCCUGGGUCCAUCUUUUCACAAGGUUGAUCUUGCACAACCUGUCCCUUUCCUGCGUCCCUCUCCCUUCCUGUUCAAGAAAUUAAUGAAAACA